AUGACAAGUGUAGGUGGUGCAUUUGUGGCACGAAGAGAAAAAGAAAACACCUUUUCUUUGUUCAUAUUAACAGUAUGCAAGGCAUACAUGACAAGAGAAGACUCGGAGAAUAAUCAUCCCCACUCGGAAUUGAAUGAACACCUGGAGGCCCUAGUGGGCUGUACUCUAAAGAUAGCUAUAUCUUCAGGCAAGAAGAUCGGAGAUAUCGUAAGAGAAAUGAGUCACCUCUCACAAUACACAUUUUAUUUUUUAUUCACAUAUGUGUGUUUCAUUCUUUUACAGGUGGAUGAAAGGACACGUAAAAAAUUAUAUGAGCUAAGGCAUACUUGGAAUGAAGUAUUCCCUAAGUCACGCUUGUAUGGCUUGGAUGUAAAAAUUCAGUCAAUAGAUCCAGCCUGGCCAUUGGCCACAGGAUCUUCUACAACACCCCAGGCUGUCAGCAAACCAAAUAUUCAUAUUAAUCCCAAUAUUAUUAAGCCUGGUGUAGUGAAAGGAUCGCCAUCUUUAUCUUCAACUGGUGGACACAAGGGCCAGAAGGACCUUGAGAUCCUCAAGCGGGAGGAGCAGCUCUUGGCACUUGAGCGACAAAAGCUGGAAUUGGAAAAGAAGAAAAUUCUUUUGGAGCAGAGUCGCCAUCAAAAGCAGGAAAUAAAACCAGCCAAAGUGGAACCAGAGAAACCUCCUGUCAAGCCAGCAGAGGACCUAAGUAUAUCCAGUGAACGGCGCUCUGAAUUCCUUCGCAGUUACAAGAUAAAGAAAAAGACCCAGAAUAAGGAAGAAGUGCAGGUAGGCACAACCAUUCAUGUUGACCCAAGGCGUGUUCAUCAGGUUCUGCCAGUGGUUGCGGCAACUGGACCAGUUGCUCCACGUGACCCGAGACGGGCAAAUGAAAGCAACAAAGAUCCAAGAAUACCACAUGAAAAUACUAGGGAUCCUAGAAUAUCUGAGGGGUCUCGUGAUCCAAGAAUUUCAAGUGAAAAUGCCAGGGAUCCGAGACUUGGUUCAGAAAUUUCAAGUAACAAUAUAAAACCAACUAAACAAAGUGAUACACAAGUUACUUCUUCACGAGAUCCAAGAAUAGUAGCCAAGGAACGAGAGAAAGAUAGAUUGAAAGAUCAGCGAAAGAGUAAGAAAGAUUCACCAACUAAAACCAAAAAAGAAAAAGAUAUCAAGCCUACAAAGAUUGACUCACGAUCAUCUAGGUCAGCUCAUCGGGAAAAAGAGAAAGAAAAAGAAAAAGAAAAGGAAAAGGAAAAAGACAAGGAGAAGAAGGAGAAAGAAACAUCAGUUUCAUUUUCAUCUUCCUCAAGGUCAAGUGCAAGCCACACAAAGAAACCCCCAGAGCCUGUACCGCCUACAGAAGACGUAGAGAAUACUGCCUCAUUCAAGAGCAACCGUAAAAGUAAGAGAAGAACCUAUAAACCACGUGAGGAUAGUCCAGAGGAAGUCACUUCACCAUCCAGCAGUGGGAAGCGAUCCCGUGCAGAUCGAGACUCAGAUUCAGAUGAUAGUGACCAUUACCAGGGUAAUAAACCAAACCCUGCAUUGUACAAUAAGAAGG
Messenger RNA from Penaeus vannamei (Pacific white shrimp), 1561 nucleotides. The record is from RefSeq and is a predicted model, not a curated record. NCBI's taxonomy places the organism in Eukaryota, Metazoa, Arthropoda, Malacostraca, Decapoda, Penaeidae.